This is a messenger RNA of Penicillium paradoxum, 1626 nucleotides long. RefSeq names its product Major facilitator superfamily domain general substrate transporter. The transcript has 4 exons. Bases 1 to 1626 code for a protein of 541 amino acids. Lineage: Eukaryota; Fungi; Ascomycota; Eurotiomycetes; Eurotiales; Aspergillaceae. Gene Ontology annotation, molecular function: carbohydrate:proton symporter activity. Gene Ontology annotation, biological process: carbohydrate transport; transmembrane transport. Gene Ontology annotation, cellular component: membrane. The record is from RefSeq and is a predicted model, not a curated record.
AUGACAGAGCAUAUUCACCCGGGCCAACGAGACGAGAAAGAAGAUGCAGGUGACACAACGCACGAAGAACACAAAGAAGGCGUCAAGCUAGAGACACUCCAGGGCUCGGUGGCUUUGGACAUCGCCAGACGGACCAAUCCCCCGAAUCCCUGGAGUGUUCAGAUGAGAAAGCUAUACUUAUUCUUAACGGUGGCGUAUCUGUGCUCAGCACUAAACGGAUUCGAUGGCUCCCUGAUGGGUGCAUUGCUUCCGAUAGAGCAAUUUCAAAAGACCUUUGGCGUUGGUUUGGUCGGGUCGAAAGCGUCCCUCAUCCAGGGGAUGUACACCAUUGGAGGUGUCUCCGCGCUACCGUUUGUGGGCUUUUUCCUGGAUACCUGGGGUCGACGAUGUGGCAUGUUUGUGGGAUCCUGCGCUGUGAUCCUCGGCACUAUUCUUGGCGGUACCGCCAACCAUAUGGAUCAGUUGCUCGCCAGUAGAUUCUUUCUUGGCUGGGGAUACUCCUUGGCAUCUUCUGCAGCGCCCGCGUAUGUCGUCGAGAUGAGCCACCCCGCAUACCGCGAUCUCCUGACCGGUCUGUACAACUGCCAAUACUUCGUCGGCGCCAUUGCGGCCUCGGGGGCUUGUCGUGGGUGUCUGAGGUUCUCGGAUUCCCUCGCGUGGCGCAUCCCCAUUUGGUGUCAAUUGAUUACCUCCAGCAUGAUAGUGCUCACUGUUUGGUUCAUACCUGAAUCACCUCGCUGGCUCUAUAGUCAUGGGCGCCGCGAGGAGGCCUGGGAUGUUAUUAUUAACUACCACGGUGAGGGCUCGCGUGAUAAUGCCUAUGUUCAUCUUCAGGUCCGAGAAUAUGAAGAUGCGAUCAACCUUGAAGGCUCGGACAAGCGAGCUUGGGAUUUCAGAGAACUUGUUAAUUCGAAACCUGCCAGAUGGCGUCUCAUGUGUGUGGCUAUUGCAUCUUUCAUGAGCCAAUGGGCACAGGGCGGCGUCACUACCUAUUAUAUGGGUGGGUUGUUACGGACUGCUGGGAUCACAGAUACUACACGAGUACUAGAUUUCAAUCUGGGAUACACCGUCCUUUCUGCUGGAGGGGCCUAUCUGGGCAGCUACAUGGGCCCCAAGGUUCGACGGAGACCUAUGCUGAUUGGCACGUCUAUUGGGUGUGGUCUUUGCUUUGCAGCCCUCUCAGCCACAACCGGGGUGUAUGACAAGACCCUAGACACAAAAACGGCCACCGCCUCGAUUGCCUUCAUCUUCCUCAACGGUUUCUGUUUCAGCUUCGGCUGGACGCCAUUACAGGCCAUGUACGCCGUGGAAUGUCUCUCUUAUGAAACCCGUGCCAAGGGCAUGGCCAUGUUCUCGGUCUUCACCAACAUUGCCUUACUGGUAAACCAGUUUGGAAUCGGAAAUGCAAUCGGCGUCAUUGGCUGGCACACAUACAUCCUCUUGGCUGGUUGGAAUAUGGUUCAGGCAGUGUUCAUUGCAUUCUUUGCAGUUGAGACGAACAAGCGCACCCUCGAAGAACUCGCGGAUAUCUUCAAUGCUCCUAACCCCCGGAAGAAGAGUACGGAGAAGCAACAGAUCUUGGUUUCCGAAACUGCGGAUCAGGUGGUGGAGAUUAAAGGUCCAUAG